UGCCCAAGUGUCACUGGGGUGGGGCAAUGGGGGAUCUCUUUCCAUAGGAUGAAAGGAACACGACAGGGCAGCUGACAGGACAGUGGGUCAGGGAAGGUUUGCCCUGGGCCGACGGGUUCCCAGGAGGGGCCAGGGAUCAGCACACGGAGCAGCACGGACGCUUCACCACAUCCGGGCAAAUGGGCACCUUGUUUGGAUCCACCUAUGGAGACAGGCAGUUCAGCCAACUGUCCCUGGGGGAAGGGAAGGACGGGGAUGUGGACAAGUUGUGCCCCAUGGUGUCACGGGUCAGCAAAGGGGCACCCCUGAUUCGCGUCAGAGUCAGGCAGACACGAGGGGUGGGGGACCCCUUUAACUGCUGGCAGGGAAAAUUAUGUGGUCACCCCGGAAAAGCUGAACUCAGAAUGCAGGCUUCUAGAAGGGUCUUCGGGUCCUGGAGCGUUCGGGAGCCAAGAGGAGUGUUGAGGGGGAAAGGAGGGAGCUGUGUGGGAGAGGCAACGCCCACAACGACGCCCUUGGCGAGAUGACCUGACCUUGACCCUUACCCUGACCCUAGCCCCUGGCCUGCAAGCGCAAGAACAAACACUCCGUGGAACCAGGAGAUCCCCUUGCUACUAACAGUCUUGCCGCAGAGGUGCGGAGAUAAAGGGGCAGGCGGCCAAGUGGAGCGUCCCGCGGGCCAAUCAGAGCACAUCUUACCAUCACGCCACCAGCGGUCGGCCAAUGGGAAGGCCGAGGCCUCUAUAAAAGCUGACACUGCUUUGGUUUUUGUUUUUGACGAUUUCCUUAGAGACAAGUGGCUUCGGUUUUUUCUGUAACACUGCAAGCCAUGGCUCGCAGGAAGCAGACAGCGCGCAGGUCCACGGGCAGCAAGGCCCCGCACAAGCACCUGGCCACCAAAGUGGCCCGCAAGAGCUCGCCGGCUACCGGCGGCAUCAAGAAGCCGCACCGCUACCGGCCUGGCACAGUCCGCCACUACCAGAAGUCCACCGAGCUGCUGAUCCGCAAGCUGCCGUUCGAGCGGGAGGUGUGCGAGAUCGCGCAGGACUUCAAGACCGAUCUGCGCUUCCAGAGCUCGGCCGUCAUGGCGUUGCAGGAGGCGUGUGAGGCCUACAUGGUGGGGUUCUUCGAGGACACCAACCUGUGCGCCAUCCACGCCAAGCGCGUUACCAUCAUGCCCAAGGACCUACAGUUGGCGCGCCGCAUUCGCGGGGAGCGCGCUUAAGCGCCACGCGCAUGUGUGGGCCGCCAAGCCCUGAGUCGUCGCUCUCCCCCUAAAGGCUCUUUUCAGAGCCACCACCAGUCCACAAAGGGUGCUGUGCCAAUCGGGUUCUUUCUGGCUGGUUCCAGCUUCCUUAGCUUCCAGUUAGCUGGUUGUGUUCCCUAGGGUUCACGCGGGGGUUUAACCAAAUGAAAACCCUAACAACCGGGGUGGUUACCCAUAAGUCCAAGAGUGGAGUGGAGUGGAGAGGAGCCCACCAGAGUAGGGCUACCUAGAGAAUGCGGUUGGAGGGCUUUUUCCCACUGGGUGCCAGCAUGUUUGGUUUUAUUUUAAUGUUUUUUAUUUAAAUUUUUUUUAACGUUUAUUAUUGAGACAGCAUGAGCAGGGGAGGGGCUUCAAGUCUUUAAGCUGUCAGCACAGAGCCUGAUGAGGGGCUCGA
Molecule: messenger RNA, 1661 nt
Organism: Felis catus (domestic cat)
Lineage: Eukaryota; Metazoa; Chordata; Mammalia; Carnivora; Felidae
Gene: H3-4
Product: histone H3.3
Cellular component (GO): nucleosome
Molecular function (GO): DNA binding; protein heterodimerization activity; structural constituent of chromatin
Source: RefSeq, a predicted model, not a curated record